This is a messenger RNA of Hermetia illucens (black soldier fly), 1555 nucleotides long. RefSeq names its product ras-like protein 2 (gene Ras64B). Gene Ontology annotation, biological process: signal transduction. Gene Ontology annotation, cellular component: plasma membrane. The record is from RefSeq and is a predicted model, not a curated record. The coding region runs from base 90 to 695 and encodes 201 amino acids. The transcript is spliced from 3 exons. Gene Ontology annotation, molecular function: GDP binding; GTP binding; GTPase activity. NCBI's taxonomy places the organism in Eukaryota, Metazoa, Arthropoda, Insecta, Diptera, Stratiomyidae.
AUCCGUUGCUGUCAUUUCGUGUCUGUCGUGUUGAACAGCAGGGAGGAGUUUUUCUGAAGUGAUUUCCACCCCAAAAGUCUCGAGUAAAAAUGUCAAAACAUCAUCAAAGUGGUCCACCGCCAGUUCAAACGUACAAAUUGGUUGUUGUCGGUGGCGGCGGCGUGGGAAAGUCCUCAAUAACAAUCCAAUUUAUUCAGAGUUACUUUGUAACCGACUAUGACCCCACUAUCGAAGAUUCUUACACAAAGCAAUGCAUCGUUGACGACACGCUGGCUAAACUUGAUAUUCUCGACACAGCGGGGCAAGAAGAAUUCAGUGCAAUGCGUGAACAGUACAUGCGUUCCGGUGAAGGAUUCCUCCUUGUCUACUCCCUGACUGAUCACUCCAGUUUCGAAGAGAUUCCUAAAUUCCAAAAACAGAUUCUACGCGUCAAGGAUCGCGAUGAAUUCCCCAUGUUAAUGGUCGGCAAUAAAUCGGAUAUGGAGAGCAAUCGUCGCGUAUCCCUGGAGGAGGCACAAAUGAUGAGCCGACAACUGGGAAUUCCCUACAUUGAAUGUAGUGCCAAAUUACGAGUCAACGUCGACCAAGCUUUUCAUGAGUUAGUCCGUAUCGUGCGGAAAUUUCAAUUGGCCGAGCGGCCAUUAAUCGAAGAAACUUACAAACGUAAGAAUAAAACACGUUGUUGUGUUUUAUAAAAACAAUUGAGUAGAGUUGGCAGCUGGUGGCAACGGUAUUUUUUAUUGUUGCGCUGUUUUUGUAGAGAUGGUUCGAUUCUGAAAAAGAAGCACAAAUGAAACGCAAAACACAAGCUUAGAGAGAAUAAGGAAGAGCUGAUAACAAUAAUGCCAAAAUUUAAUUGCAUUUUGGUUAUGUGCCUUUUAUCCAGGCGAAUUUUUAAUAAUCUCGACCUGGAGCUAAAACUAACCUAUUACUACUAAUUAAACCCCAAAACUAAAGCAUUAAGUUGUUUUUAUAGGAACAAUUUCUUCCGUAAAAAAUUCUUAUUAUUUGUCACGUUCAAGAACCAAAUUUACAAUGAAUCUCAUUUACAAAUGGGACGCUAAGAUUAACUAUACAAUACUAGUCCAUAAUUUAUUUAAACAAGCGAAUCGAUUAACUUUUAAGAGGGGACGCAAGAAAACAAAUUAAAUUUCCAACUCUGAACGUUUGUAUCCAUCUGGCGAUAUUUUAAUUUGUUACACGCGGAGAAUAUUCGGUUACGGACACAUACAAAGCAUUUAAUAAUAAGAGAAAUACAGCAACAAUAAUAUAUAAAGUAACGAGAAAAGUAAAUCUAUACUGCCUUUAAUAUAUGUAACACACAAUUUUGAACAACUGAUCAAAAGAUAAACAACAGACGGAACAAGUGUACACCAAUUUUGUAGCGACUAAGUUUUCGUGUAAUUACAAUGUCAAAGUACAUAACUAAGUGGAUUUAUAUUUUUAAUAAUUUUAUUUGUCAAGAAUUGAAAAUUCGCUGAGUUAGAAGCUAAAUUGUUAACGAAAUUUUUAUAAUAUUAUUUACAAAGAAAGAAAAACAUGUGCAAACGUGAAA